This is a messenger RNA of Haliotis rubra (blacklip abalone), 3361 nucleotides long. RefSeq names its product GRB2-associated-binding protein 1-like. The coding region runs from base 301 to 2145 and encodes 614 amino acids. The record is from RefSeq and is a predicted model, not a curated record. The transcript is spliced from 9 exons. Lineage: Eukaryota; Metazoa; Mollusca; Gastropoda; Lepetellida; Haliotidae.
GAAUUGUUCGAAUCACUGUAAUCCUAAAAUAUAUGGAUUUCGGUACGUGAAUAUGGAUGUAGAGAAGUGCAAUUCGUUUCAUCUGAAAUCGGGCACUGGUUUAGCGUGUUCUGACUAGUUGUUAGGGGAGUAGUACGGUCAAUCGGAAAAGGUCUCGUUUACGUUUCCCGAGUUGUCAGAAACUUCCUGCAUCGAUGUGAAAAGAACCGAACAUGUUGACAGUGUCAAACUUGAGUAACAUUAAUCUGAAGACUUCGUCGACAUGAUUUUCUGAACGGAUUUUACAGUGCCUCGGAUAUUAUGGGGCAAGCGAAAAUGAACAAAAUAGGAAAUGUGGUUUACUCAGGGUGGCUGAUCAAGUCGCCCCCAGAGAGAAAAACAACUUGGAAAAUCUUUCGAGCGAAAUGGAAACGUCGGUUCUUUGUGCUGUUCAAGCCAUCAGGUAGCUUGCCGGGCCAGUAUGAGUUGAGUUACUUCAACGAUGAGCAUUGCAGCAAAAAGAAGGGUUCCAUCGACUUGGACCAAUGUGAACAGAUCAUCGAGUCGCUGGACUCGGACCAGUUCAACUACCUGCUGGCCAUCAAGACAUUCUGUCGCGGCAAGGAACGCACCUACUUUCUAGCUGCAGACUCAGAGGAAGACAUGACAGCCUGGGUGCGCAACCUGUGUGGUGCCUGCGACCUCAAGCAGGAAGAGAGUCCCACUGAUAUACCACCAGAGCAGCAGCAAACGCAGCAGCAGACAUCCAACUUGUCGGGAACAUCCCCACCUACAGUGUCGGCUAAUGGCAAUGCUCACCACAUAGCACCCAACGCUCACCACAUAGCAACCAGCCAGCCUGUGUCUAUCAGUGCCUCCCUGAAGACUCCCCCUGCCCCCACCAACGUCUCAACCUCCCCCUCCUACAUCCCCCUCAACACCUGCAGAAGUGGCUCUCAAAAACAGCGUCAGACGCUGCCCAAAUAUGAACGUCGAGAAAGUGUGGACAGUGUGCCUGAGGAGGUAGCGCCUCCUCCACCAGACAAGGGAGGGAAAUCCCUGGGAGUUCGGGACAGCCAGGAAGACAGUGUAUUCAUCUCUGAGGUGUACGAUGUACCACCAAAUCACAACACUGAUGACCUGUACCAGGUUCCACCUCGUCGUCCUUACGGUGGUGGGCAGAUGGAGGACUUCAGCCACGGCCUGGCGAUGACGUCCCCCCAAGACGCGGAAGCCCAAGCACCCCAGGUCCAGUGGUAUGCCCCCAAACCUCCUGAGCGGCCUGCUCCAUUAGACAGUUAUGACAUCCCUCGCUCAGGUUCCAUAGGGUCUCGUGUCACCUCUCUGAACGUGGCGCCCCCGCCACCCAAGAGCUGCAGCACCCGGAAUGUUCACAAGUACAUAAACGCUGCGGAAGGUGUGAUGCAGUCCCCGAAAACUGAUAGUGCAUAUGUGCCAAUGGACAAAUCAGACUCCACAGUGGAGACUGUGUACACAGACAUGGACGUAGUGUACACGGACAUGAAGAUGUCAGACAUGAGGAUGUCGGAGAGGAUGUCCAGUCUGUACCAAUCUCCGCCUCCAUGUCGGAUACCCCCCAGGACAAAUAGCAGCUCCGUUGUCCGAGCCCCUCCCUGUCCCAACCCAGCAUCAGCAUCGUCAUCCUCAUCAUAUGCCCCACCACCAUCACCUCCCACAGCAUCUCUGUGCAGGUUGGUACUGUCUGCAGAUUCAGAUACGUACGAGAAUCAAAUCUGGAGCUCCACUCGAACCAAGAGCUUCAAACGCAAUGAACAGAACCGGAUCAACAACCAUAGCAGUCCCAGCAAUGCCAGGAAGUCGACAUCGGUGUCGAAGCCUAUUCUGCAGCUGCCGUCGAAGUAUGACACUGUCUCCAGCUCCGAUGAGGAGGAGGAUGCUGAUGGAGGAAUUCAUCUCCCGAGGGGUAUGCGUGCUGUGCCGCCCCCGCCACAGGUGCUGGAGGACAAGGAGUUGAAAUACCUGGAUCUGGAGCUGGACGAAUACACCCAGGAGACCAACACGCGGUCCCCAUCCUCCGUCCACCUCCCUCACUCCACCCCAACCGAGUACCGCGAGAUCGACUUCGUCAAGACACAAGCUCUCAGCAACACCAAGAAGUGGAAGGAUGAGCACAUGCACCACUAGCCCCUGGCUGCUGACGGGUUCUCCACCAGUAGAACCAAGUGUCAUGUGACUGGACCUGGCUGCUGACAGGUUCUUCACCAGUAGAACCAAGUGUCAUGUGUCCAUAUACCAGCAACGUGCAUAGAACUUGAAACAUGAAGUCCACAGCAUCAACCUGUGAACAUAUGGCUGCUUAAAGGAAUUAGUCGUGUAAAUACCCCAAAUCUGUAAUUAAAAUGUCUUGCCAGUCAGGAUAAAAUCAAUGAGACUCAAGUUAACCAAAUUGGAGGCAUUAUAAUUUUCAUGAACUUACAGUCAUUAUGUUCAGUUGUACAUUAUACACCCUAGCAAAUUGUAAAUAUACGUCUUUGUGUUGCGUACAAAUGAAAUGAAACUGUGGAAGUCAAAGUAUGCGUCGGCCAUGUUAGUUCAGUAAGUACUGUAUAGACCGUCUCACUUGUUACUCUUAGUACUGCACAUUUGUUCAUAGUUUUCAUACAUAAUAUUAAUAUAUGAUAUCUUGCACUUGUUAUGUUCAUCGCAGCUUGUUUUGGGCUGUGGAUAGGAACAGAUUGAUGUCCUACAUCACUUUGUCAAAAUCAAAAAGUGCUUCAACAUCAGUUUUAUGGUUUUAGAGAUAGUACUUACAUUUUACAGAAAUGUGCUCAACGUGUAAUUGCUGUAGUGAAGUGUUGUUGCCAAUCAACCAUGACAUGCUGGUACAUUGUUAAAAUAGGAUGACUAUCAGAUGUAUUUGUGUACUGUGAUAUCACUAUAAUGGCUAGCUUCAAUCACAUUUGUAGCUACUUUUUGAUAUUUUACUUUUCCAAUGUUUUGAUAGUACUUUUGCUUCUACAUCAGUUUGAGAAAGACCAGUACUUUUAUCUCAUAUACGAUCUCUCUUCUUUUUGACUAAAUUUGCUGACUGUAGUCCAAAUGGAAUUGAACCUAGGGCUAGUCCAGGGCAUCACGAGACUUGAAAGUUACUGUGGAGAAGUUGUGGACACUUGCAGAUUGUCCCUCUGUUUAGUACAGGGAGCUGAAAGCAUGCCUUGUUUGAGAAGAUGCCGUGUUAUGACCACAAUUUUAAACUUUUACUGGACUCCCAGGGGUGGAAAUAACCCAUUGCCUGACGUCCAAGUACAGUGGGGUUUUUUUCAAGUCGGGCAAGCAAAUGUGUAUAUUACGCUGUACCAAUGUCCAGUUUACUUUCAUAUGUUAAUUAUGUUGUUUAUUU